Messenger RNA from Dromiciops gliroides (monito del monte), 3182 nucleotides. It is a transcript of the gene ARHGAP1, whose product is annotated as Rho GTPase activating protein 1. Lineage: Eukaryota; Metazoa; Chordata; Mammalia; Microbiotheria; Microbiotheriidae. Bases 291 to 1610 code for a protein of 439 amino acids. The record is from RefSeq and is a predicted model, not a curated record. Gene Ontology annotation, molecular function: GTPase activator activity. Gene Ontology annotation, cellular component: cytoplasm. The transcript is spliced from 14 exons. Gene Ontology annotation, biological process: negative regulation of endocytic recycling; small GTPase-mediated signal transduction.
GGUGGCGCCCGUUUGGGUGUGGGUCUGUGUGAGUGUGCCUGUAAGGGGGGGGGGCAGCGGUCCUCCCUCUCAAGUUCCCUCCCUCCGUGCGUCCGCUUCGGAGCCGGAUGUUGACGGAGCUUUGACAGGAGGCGGUGGCGGCGGCUGAGGCAGCAGCGGCGGUGAGCAGUGAGGAUACCACCAUCCUUGCAGCCACCCAGCUUUGAAGCAUCCACCAGAAUCUUCCUCCUGCUGUUUUGUGAAGUGUCUCAUCCAGGCUCUGCAGGGCAAGACCGAGACUGAGCGGCACCAUGGCCAUGGAUCCUCUCUCCGAUCUUCAGGAUGACUUAACCUUUGAUAACACCAACCGGGCCCUGAACCAGCUGAAGCUGGCUUCUAUUGAUGAUAAAAACUGGCCCUCUGAUGAAAUGCCUGACUUCCCCAAAUCCGAUGACUCCAAGAGCAGCUCCCCAGAUCCCGUCACCCACCUGAGAUGGGACGACCCCUACUAUGACAUUGCCCGACACCAGAUUGUGGAGGUGGCAGGAGAUGACAAAUAUGGGCGGAAGAUCAUCGUGUUCAGUGCCUGUAGGAUGCCUCCGAGCCACCAGCUGGACCACGUCAAACUCCUGGAGUACCUAAAGCACACCUUGGAUCAGUAUGUGGAGAGUGACUACACCCUGUUGUACCUACACCACGGCUUGACCAGCGAGAACAAGCCUUCCCUCAGUUGGCUCCGAGAUGCCUACCGGGAGUUUGACCGCAAGUAUAAGAAGAACAUUAAAGCCCUGUACAUUGUGCACCCCACCAUGUUCAUCAAGACGCUGCUGAUCCUCUUCAAACCCCUCAUUAGCUUCAAGUUUGGGAGGAAGAUUUUCUAUGUGAACUACCUGAGUGAGCUGAGUGAGCACGUGAAGCUGGAGCAGCUGGGCAUCCCUCGCCAAGUGCUCAAGUACGAUGACUUCCUCAAAUCCACCCAGAAGACCCCUGCCACGGCCCCCAAGCCCAUGCCCCCUCGGCCUCCACUCCCCAACCAACAGUUCGGGGUCUCGUUGCAGCACCUCCAGGAGAAGAGCAAUGAACCUGAACACCUGCCCCUUGUCCUCAGAGAGACCAUCGCCUACCUGCAAGCCCAUGCUCUUACCACAGAGGGGAUUUUUCGGAGAUCAGCCAACACUCAGGUUGUGCGGGAGGUGCAGCAGAAGUACAACAUGGGGCUGCCGGUAAACUUUGAGCAGUAUGAUGACGUGCACCUCCCAGCGGUCAUCCUGAAGACCUUCCUCCGGGAGCUGCCCGAGCCACUGCUCACCUUUGACCUCUACCCCCACGUUGUGGGCUUCCUCAAUAUCGAAGAGCACCUGAGAGUAGCGGCGACCCUCCAAGUCCUGCAGACCCUGCCUGAGGAAAACUACCAGGUGCUGCGCUUCCUGACAGCCUUCCUGGCCCAGAUCUCCUCCCACAGUGACCAGAACAAGAUGACCAACACCAACCUGGCUGUGGUCUUUGGGCCCAACUUGCUGUGGGCCAAGGAUGCUGCGAUCACUCUCAAAGCCAUCAACCCCAUCAACACCUUCACCAAGUUCCUGCUGGAUCACCAAGCAGAGCUGUUCCCCGAGGCGGGGGGGCCCUGAGCCCCCCUCGUUUCCACCCCCCCUUCUCUGGCAGCCACCGUCCGCGCCCUCGGCCUCGGCCCAGUGGAUUCCCCGUGUAGGAAGACGCUUCGGGCCGGUGAGAGGGGACGGUGCUCAGGAAGGAGACCCCCCCCCCCCCGCCCCCUGGGCUGUGUACCCAUGGCCCGCCGAGGCUCCAGAGGCCUCUCUCUGAAACAUUCCUUCUCUCCGAAGCCUUACCCUCUUACACUGCCUCUCUGGGGCCCAGGAUGCCAGGGUCUUGCUUUCGGGAUGGGAAAAGGGGGCAUCCCUGACAGCCUGUUUUCCCUGUGCUCUCCCUGCCACCCUGGUACCUAUACAGGACUGCCCAGGGGCUGGUGGCUCUGGGGCCGGGUGUCUGACCAGGAUGGUGUCCCUAUUGCCAGAAGAGGUGCCAGGCUAGGCCCUGGGCAUCCUUGGUUUGGAGACCAGUUUCAGUGAUGGUGGCAGUGCCUGGCUGUCCACCCCUUCCCAUUGUCCCCUGGCCAGUAGGAGGACACGGGAUUGCAUGGUGGCAUUGGAGGAGGGGAAACCCCAUCAUGGUCCCAGCUUCUGCUCUGGGGGAACCAGAACCCCCUCCCCCGCUCCAGUCCUAGCGUCUCCUUGAGGUUUGGUCAGUGACAAGUUCGGCCACAUUCCUCAGGUGCCUCUGUCCCCUCCUUCCCAGCCUUAGCCAAGAUUCCUGAACCCUCAGGACGAGUGCGGACUCUGUUGUGUCAAAGCCAGGGUGCGAGUCGCCCUGGGCCUGCCAAGUCAGUCCUGUGGGAGCGGGCGCCAGAGCCAGAGCACUGCUGGUCGCUCUGUGAUCCAGGGGCUCAUGGAAGGUCGGGUUUGAAGGGGCCUCUUGUAGCGUUACUUGAGGAGAGAGGAGGCUUUGGUUGGCCUUUGCACCUGUAGGCCCCCGCGGCUCCUCUGGGCACAUCCCUUAGGAUGUGCCCGUGACGACGCGGUGCAGCCCCGCAGACCCCGGCGGCCUAGAACCAGUGGCCUGCUGUCCUUGGGAACCUUCUCUAAAGACAUUUAAGAAAUGGCCCUUGGGACCUGCCCCUACUCUUGUGUGUCUGGAGCUGAUCUACCCUCUUCCCUAUUCUUCCCUUCUCCCCACAUCCCUGGGUAGGAGCAGGUCUGCCUGAGCUCAGCAGUCCGGUGGCCCGUGCUGACCUCUUGCUUUCUUUUCUGACCUGAUCAAGCCUGCCCUUCCUGCCCACCAGCUCAGGGCGCUGAGGCUGCACCCUGACCCCACUGAGCUCUUUGCUCUUGAGGUGGGGCCCUGCAAGCUGUCACCUGUCCUCACUUUCUGUCCUGACUUGUGUACUGCAUAUUGCCUAAGGCCCCUCUCCCCCUCAACUCCCUUCCUUCUAUGGGCAGGCUUUUUGGAUGUGUCUGGGGCCCCUGCUUCCUGGGAGGCCUUUCCCAGACCUGCUGGUCUGCUUCUGUGGGAGGGCUCGACUGUGAAACACAUUCACAUUCACACUUCUUGACUUACUCUGCACCAAUCGUGUAUUUCACCAUUUGCACUUUUUGUAUUUCAAUAAAAAUGGAGAUUGAAAAAUG